Scheffersomyces stipitis CBS 6054 is the source of this 915-nucleotide messenger RNA. RefSeq lists its product as uncharacterized. The record is from RefSeq and is a predicted model, not a curated record. NCBI's taxonomy places the organism in Eukaryota, Fungi, Ascomycota, Pichiomycetes, Serinales, Debaryomycetaceae. The transcript has a single exon. The coding region runs from base 1 to 915 and encodes 304 amino acids.
AUGGACUUGCUACAGGAAUAUUCUUCGGGUGCAAGUGACAGCAGCAGCCCAGAAGAAGACGAAGAAGAGGUCAUUGGCAAGCAGCCUCGUCUCCAGGUUCCAGAUCCAUCCACUCAACCUCCAUUAUCUGUACCAGAAUUGAUCAUAUAUCUGCAGAACUAUUCAGACACGCAAAUGAACCGAAAGUCGAUAUUUCUAUACGUACCUUGGAAACCUACACGUGAUGCUGUUUCCAAGUUGAAUGCUGCAACUAGCAAAGUUUUGGCCGCAAAAAACAUCCUUUUGGCGGAGUACAAAUGGACUCCUAUUCACCAGCAGAGAUCCAAUUUGGGCUACCAUAUCACGUUACAUCCCAAUAUUUAUGGUGAGGAGUACAAGAUGAAAGUGCUACUGGACAACAUCAGAAAUGCUCUAAUCACUGAUGUAAAGUAUCCUAAAAAUUCCAUAGGAUAUGACGAGGAAAGACUCGAGCGAAAUAACCGUCUCAGUAAGCUAUUAGGAAAGUCAAAGGAUGAUGGGCCAGACCAAAAAUCAAUAAAUUUGCGAUUUCAGCCAAAGCUCCGAGUAUUCCAGAGUCCCAACAGUAAUAAAUUGUUUCUUUCUGGGCUCAUAGAGUACAGUGAUGAAGUUCAGCAGUUUUUUACUCUGGUGAACGAAGUGAUAGAGAACUCCGUUGACUCAUUGCAAUUGGAAAAGUCUCCCUUUUACAGCCUCGACCAUCAUCACAUAACGUUCUCGACUGGUUCUCCCAAUACAGUGGGACAGCAAUAUGAAGAAUUGGACGCCCUUAAUCAGGAAUUAGAAAGCGUAGACGUAGGUGAUAUAAUUGGCGAUGUCAAUGUCAGCAUCAGUGAAAUCGUGAUGUCGCAGCUUGGCCAGUCCCAGCAAGUGGACUCGUUCCCCUUUGAUAUAUAG